This is a messenger RNA of Xiphophorus maculatus (southern platyfish), 1829 nucleotides long. RefSeq names its product 5-hydroxytryptamine receptor 3E-like. Lineage: Eukaryota; Metazoa; Chordata; Actinopteri; Cyprinodontiformes; Poeciliidae. Gene Ontology annotation, biological process: signal transduction; monoatomic ion transmembrane transport; nervous system process. The coding region runs from base 19 to 1650 and encodes 543 amino acids. The transcript is spliced from 14 exons. Gene Ontology annotation, cellular component: membrane; neuron projection; synapse. The record is from RefSeq and is a predicted model, not a curated record. Gene Ontology annotation, molecular function: extracellular ligand-gated monoatomic ion channel activity; transmembrane signaling receptor activity; neurotransmitter receptor activity.
CUCACCAGCCUCACAGGAAUGAUUCUCGCAGGUUUCUUUACUCUGUUCCUCCUCACAGAUGGAAAUACUUCAUCGUUACAACAACUUGAAGAUCUUCCAGGAUCAUCCAGAACGUUUGACAAAAUGUCAGGUGGAAAUACCUCUGAUCCAGAAGUUUACCCGCCUCCAUCAACAAUCCCUGAUAUAGGUGGAAAUACCUCUGAUCCAAACCCUGAUGAAUACUUGGUCUUAAUGGCUGCAAAUAUAGAUAUAAGUUUAAUGGAGUACCCAAGUACAGAAAACAUGAAGCUGGUCUUUGAACAAAUUCGAGAACAUGAGGUUCACUCUCCAGAGGAAUGCAGUACUCGGGCUGUUUUGAACCACCUGAAUCUGACCCAGGACAGUGACAAGUACACUGUGGGUCGGCCCGUUAAACACCAAAGUCAUUUGACGUGGGUACUUCUGGACAUGAGGAUUUAUGCUAUUCUAGAUGUGAGAGAAAGUGACCAGACUUUCAUUGCAUAUAUUUGGAUUUACUUGAGAUGGGACAAUGAGCACAUCUGGUGGGACCCGGAGCAAUUCUGUGGAACCACACAUAUCUUAGUCCCCACUAAAUAUUUGUGGAUGCCAGAUAUGACUAUUGAGGAGAUGACAGAGCAGGACAAAGCCUCUCCAAGUCCUAAUCUCAACAUCAGGAACUACGGCUGGGUUGAAUUCAGAAAUGACCAGGUGGUGAUCAGCACAUGCAGGAUGCGUGUUUACAAAUUCCCAUUCGACGUUCAGAGCUGCAACAUCUCCUUCAAGUCCAUUAUGUACUCAGAUGAAGAAAUAAAGUUAUUUUACUACAAGAACAAUUCGGAGAUCUCAGAGUGGUCUCGAAAAGCUAUGGAGACGCAGUAUGAGUGGCUGUUUGUCAGCAUGACAGUCACAAGCAAAACCGUCAACCAUUUUGGCUUCAAUCAAACAAUGAUUGUUUACACAAUAAACAUGAAGCGGAGAUCUGUUCUCUACAUUGCAAACUUCUUGCUGCCUGUUUUUUUCUUCCUGUGUCUGGACUUCGCCUCCCUCCUCAUGUCAGACACCGGUGGUGAGAAGGUUGGCUUCAAAAUCACCAUUCUGCUUGCCGUCACAGUGAUGCAGCUCAUUCUCAAUGACAUUCUUCCAUCUUCCUCGGAUAAGAUUCCCUUAAUAGCGGUUUAUUGCAUUGGGACUUUUGCUCUUAUGCUGCUCAGCCUGUUGGAAACAAUUUUGGUGAUUCAUCUAAUUAAUAGAGACGCAUGGCAGGACAAUGAUCAGGAAAAGACAAAAGACCCAAUUGAAGGUCAGGAGGAGAAACUGACCAACUCGCACACAUGUUUUAUUGGAAUCAAGAAUUGUAGUAACUGUGCAUCUGUUAACAAAAACUCAGCUAAUAGAAGGCUUUCUAUUGGAAAAGAGGGCAACAAGGGCGGAGUUACCGAAGUCUCCAUUGCACUCGAAAAGAUGUCAGAUGAGCUUGGAGAAAUCAAGAAAUCAAUAACUCUUCUCAGUGGCAGACAGGCAGAGGAUAAAGUUGGUUACUGGACCAGAACUGUACAGAAAAUAAACAAGACUUUUGCAGUUUUUUAUGUCACAGCAGUUGUCCUGUUUUUACUGUUUGUCUCUAUAAUGUGGUAUUCUGCAGACGAGUAGUGAUUAAACGAACAAAUAGUUACUUUUUGUUUAUUUUGAACAUUGGCAUGUUUGACUUUUGCGCAUUAAGUGUUUGUGUGUUGUCUGAUCAUUCAUUUUUUUCCCCCACUGCAUAGUUUUGCUUUGCUAAAGCUGGUGAUUUGUGCAACCGUGUUAAUAAUCAACUUUGGGCUCCACCG